Molecule: messenger RNA, 1630 nt
Organism: Abrus precatorius (Indian licorice)
Lineage: Eukaryota; Viridiplantae; Streptophyta; Magnoliopsida; Fabales; Fabaceae
Exons: 4
Coding region: 302-1333 (343 amino acids)
Biological process (GO): CAAX-box protein processing
Cellular component (GO): membrane
Molecular function (GO): metalloendopeptidase activity
Source: RefSeq, a predicted model, not a curated record
AGAUGCUACAUCAAAUGUGGUGAGCAAUUUGUCCAAAAACCUCCCAAGUUUCCUGGGUCACAAUUGAAUAUCACAACGACAACGCUUCAAAUCGUAAUUUAGGGAUAGGGAUUUACAUAUACAAUUGAAACUUUGCCUCUCUCUCUCUCUCUGUCGAUGGAACGAACUAGAAGUGGGAAGAGAAGCUUCAAUUCACAUUCACACAGCUACCCUAACCUCCCAAAUAUUAAACUUUUCUGUUGAUGUAAAAACUAGUAAUUUGCAAGGUGGUGAUUAGGUUAAUAGCCCUUUUAGUUUAUAAAUGUUGAGUACCUCUUCCUCUUCUUCUUCUUACUCUGUCUUCACCCGCUCCUUCCUUCCAAUUAGGGGUUUUCCCCGACCCGCCACUCUUCGUCCUUUUCCUCGGAUCUUGGAAUCUCAUGCCAAGUCUCCCAAGAACAGAUUGAGUAUUCUGUGCUUUAGGCACGAGCAUCAUUCUCCAGAAACACCAAAACCUGAAGUCAUAAACCACUAUCUUCAUGAGGAAUUGGUGCAAUCUGAGUUCAGUGAGUCCGGUGUCACCAAAAGAGAUUGGAAAUCAAUCCUUCACAAGGCUGCAAAUGAAGCUUUCAAGGUAUUUGGUAAUCGAUGGGUUGUGCCAUGGACUGCAAUGACUAUAUUACAAGUUAUGCUUCUUUGGACGACAGCAUUUUGGUUUAUAGGAUCUUGGAUGAUUCCUUUUGCAGCCCAUAUAACUGGCUUUAGCAAGGAAUCUUUGACAUUUAGAGGACAGGCACUAUUCAGCCUUAUUACUGAUGUAACUGAAGGACUUGCUGGAAUUGCAAUUCUUCUUCGUUGUCUUUCUCGAUUUCGCCCCCUUCCCCCUGACUGGUUCAAGUUUAGCCUGAAAGGGAAUUGGCACUUCGAUGUCAUCAUGGGAUGUCUCAUGUUUCCUCUUGUCAAUCGGCUCUCACAGUUCAACCUGGACCUACUACCCCUUUUGCCCUCUACACCUGUCACCCUUUCAAGUGUUGAACAAUCUAUAAGGGCAAGGGAUCCCGUGGCAAUGUUAUUAUAUGCAAUAGUAGUAUCAGUCUGUGCUCCUGUGUGGGAGGAGAUAGUUUUCCGUGGUUUCCUACUGCCCUCCCUUACCAAAUACAUGCCAGUGUGGUGUGCAAUACUGGUAAGUUCAAUUGCCUUUGCGCUUGCACAUUUUAAUAUACAGAGGAUGCUACCCCUUAUAUUCCUUGGGAUGGUGAUGGGUAUCAUAUUUACACGGUCAAGGAACUUACUGCCAUCAAUGCUGUUGCAUAGUCUUUGGAAUGGCUUCGUCUUCUUAGACUUGAUGAAAUAGUUUUUGAAAGUAGUGAUUCUCCCUCAAUGAAGCGGGGAGCCCAUUAUGUAGGUAGCAAUGCAGGCACUACCAUGUGGGCUUAUACUUUGGAUCAGCAUCUUCAGAAGUAAAUGCAUCCUGGAACAGUACCUCGUAUGUUAAGGUACACUGAUCAAGUGCAUGUGCAAGGAGUAACAUGAGCAGAUGGGCUCUUACAACUGUAUAUUAUAAAAACCAGUGUCCUACUUUGUCCAUAUUUGUGAUGAAUACGAGGUAUUAUUUGACAGGUACAAUUAAAACGAUCCAUUUUGAGUUUUC